Messenger RNA from Botrytis cinerea B05.10, 5727 nucleotides. RefSeq names its product Bcrax2 (gene Bcrax2). Gene Ontology annotation, cellular component: plasma membrane of growing cell tip. The transcript is spliced from 3 exons. NCBI's taxonomy places the organism in Eukaryota, Fungi, Ascomycota, Leotiomycetes, Helotiales, Sclerotiniaceae. Gene Ontology annotation, biological process: positive regulation of establishment of bipolar cell polarity regulating cell shape. Gene Ontology annotation, molecular function: protein binding. The coding region runs from base 1243 to 4968 and encodes 1241 amino acids. The record is from RefSeq and is a predicted model, not a curated record.
GGACUCUGUGCUCAUCCACCCACCCACCCAUCCAUCUCCUCCAUCUUCUCAUCUUCUCAUCUUCUCAUCUUCCCACCAUUCCCAAAAUGUUCUUCUACUCCUAAUUUGUACCAACCAUUAGAAAAAGUCACAUCUUCCAAUUUCUAUACUCUGUACACAUACACAGUCACUCGUUUUUUCUUUCGUCAAAUCAGACACACGCUCUUUUCUUAUCAGCACCCUUUUUUCCUCGUGUCGUGUUGCUCAUCCAUCGAUCGCUUUGUUGUUCGUGAUUCUGCCACUGCUGGCUGCCCAAACAUUGCACAAUACCGCACCACAGAAUACCAACCACACACUCGUUUUUCCACACACACUCUUCACGUACACACUUCAGUCGAUCGUAACUCUAUCCAUCGAUUGCACUUUUCUUUUUAACGUUUUCAACCGUUCUCGUAUCAUCCACCCAUUGCAUUCAGAUUCGCCCACCAUUGGAUCCCAAUCCGCCAUCAAUCAGCCUGCAAUUCGCACAACCAAUCUCAAUCUCGCUUGGCGUCCUCUAAACAGCAAUUCUGCCCCAAGACAACACUCCACCAUACUUCCAGCUAGUCUCACAGACUGCGCAAUUCAAUCGAUCGAUAAUAAUACCUACAUAUCCCACCAACUGAGCAUCAUCCAGACAAGAAAAAGUCUCUCCCUUACAGAUUGAUCUCUGAAUUUUCACCCCCCCAAAUUAAUUUAUCAACGACCAAGUCCAAGGAGGAUUAUCCUAACAAUAACCGCCCGUUGAUUAGUUUGAAAUUGGUUCCUGGUUCCUGAACACCCGAGGCUCACCACUCACAAAGCUGGUACAAAAAAAAAGUUAAUCCAUACUUAAUCUCUCUCAUUAGCCCAAUACGCGAAUCUAGUCCCGUCCAAUCAAGUCGACUUGCCUUUUCGGUCUGUGAGUGAGAUUACUGUCUAUCACUUUGGAUUCCUUCGACUCCAUUCCACCUUGAACACCAACACAACACAACUUUACACAACUCUACACUCGUUAUACGCUUCGAUAAGACGCUCCGUCGAUUCUCUGAUAUAUCCACGAGCGACGAAUUUUCCAUCGAUUUACACACCAUACUGGAGGACAAUUAAAUGGCUUAAGCGUUGCGCGUCAAGUCAAUGCAACUAUUUACGAAAGUGGAGGAGGAGAAGCCAUCGAGCUUUUAAUUCUCACAAAUUUUGCGACACGAAUAAUUACUUUUUAAUACUUUUCAGAGGGGAACAGCAAUGAGGUUCUCAUCAUGGCUGAGUCCAUCAGCUAGGAAUUCGCCAUCUAUAAUAGCCUUUUCUUCUCUCUUGACCUUGACGCCAUUAACGAAUGCGAUCACUUUCCAACCGGCUCCAUCCGCCAACCUCGAUCUUUCGAACUUAGGACGUGUAGGGCUCGGUGGAGAUUUUGAUGGCAUUUCGUUAUAUAAAUACGUCGGCCAAAAUGAAGAUGGCUACAACACUACGACCCAAUCCGUUAUGGUACGCUUUCCCACGGGUGAAUUUGAUUCCUUGGCAUCGGCCGAUGCUUCAAUCGCAGCCAUGUGCCCGUACGUCAAAUCGGAUGGGACACUCGUGGGGGUAGUAAUUGGAGGCAACUUUACGAGCUUAGGAAAUGUGGAAUCGCAAGGGAUCGCACUGUUCAAUACAAAUACAUCGGCAAUCACUGCACUUCCCGGACUAUCAGGGUCAGUUUCAGCACUCUUAUGCGACGAGACAACAAAUGCAGUCUACAUUGGAGGUUAUUUCGAUUCUACAAAUUCUUCAAACGUAAUCAAAUUGGUGGACAAUACCUUGGUCGCCCUACCUUUCUCUGGAUUUAACGGUCGGGUCAAUUCGAUCUCGAAGGCGUCAAACGGAAACAUUAUCUUUGGGGGAACUUUCACAGGACUCGGAAAUUCUACUGCAACAAUUACCAGCAAGGCUAGCAAUGCAACUGAUCAACAAAUUGUCAACAUUUCCGGCGCUAAUAUCACAAGCAGUGGCACAGCCACAACUACGGGCUUUGACGAUCCAACAAACAUUGUUUGCAAGACUAAUGGUAUUGACGGUGCCGGAAAUACUUGGUUAUUGAAGGAUGAUUCUGCUGGGUGGUGGAAAGCUACGUUUGGUUUUGGUUUCCAGCCUACCAAGUUGAGAUUAUGGAAUACGCACCAAGGCGGUCGAGGUACCAAGACUUGGAGAUAUACGGCUCAGCCAAUCAAUGGCAUCAUGAACUUUACUUACAUCGAUCCAGCUACAGGUGCUAAUGCAACAUGUACAUCGGAAUGUCCUUUGAGCAACAAUGCUAGCAUUCCAUACCAGGACUUUCACUUUGUGAAUUCAGUUGGUAUGGAUGCCUUUCAGAUUGAUAUCUCUGAUUGGUACGGUAAUGGAGGUGGCCUGAAUGGCAUUGAGUUAUUCCAGGAUGACAUUUUCUCCUAUGCUAUUAACGAUUUCAACGAGCCUGCCUGUGCUUCUUUAUCAACUGCUUCGAACACAACAUCAACCGGCCCUUGGACCAUUAGUCCCUCAUUUCAAAGUGAUGCAGAGUACCUCACAGGGAAAUUUACAGCAGAUACCGCAAGCUCAGCUUCUGUGGUCUUCUACCCCGAUAUCAGAGAGUCGGGCAACUACACAGUGAAGAUGUACACCCCAGGAUGUAUUCAGGAUAGUACAUGUACAAGCAGAGGCUCGAUUGUUGUAAAUGGAAGUGUGGCCAGUAGCACUUCUGAUACCGCCGCAACCUUCGGCUCGCCUAUCACCCUUUUCCAAUCUAAUGACUACGACAAGUAUGAUCAAGUAUACUCCGGUUACAUCGAAGCUGCCAGUGAUACCUUCCGCCCUUCAAUCACCCUCACUCCAAGUGGCCAAAUCCCUGGAAACUCGGAGAAGUUUACCAUUGUAGCUCAGCGAGUUGGGUUCAUCUUGAAUAGCGCGACUAGCACAGGAUUAAAUGGUCUUUUCGAAUUCGAUCCAAGCCAAAGCGUCAUCAAUACUUCCGAUUUCCAGAACAAUACAAUCGAUCAAGCUGGUAUGAAACUCAAUAACGAUGCUGAGGUCAAUGUUGUUGUGACUUCUGGCGACACUAUCUUCGUUGGUGGCAAUUUUUCUGCAACAGGAUACGAAAACGUAUUCUCAAUCUCAGACUCCGGUCCAAGCUCAUUAGAUUCCAGAGGAUUAAACGGAGAGGUCCUCACUAUGCUCCUUGAUGACUCAACCCUUUAUGUUGCAGGAAACUUCAGCAGCAAUUCAGGCUCAACGACUACUGCAGGUUUGAACAAUAUCGCCGCAUAUGAUACCGCUGAGAAUAAAUGGAGUGCACUAGGAGCCGGUGUUAAUGGAAAGGUUACAUCGGUGGUACCAAUAUCAUUGAAUAUCACCGCUAACAAACCCGAGAACGUCAUUACCUUGACUGGAGAUUUUAACCAGCUCCUUGCAUUUGGAAGUAACUCUUCAGUUUCCGUUUCUGGUUUCGCCAUUUGGGUACCAUCACACGACAAUUGGUUGCAGAACCUUAAUAUUGCGGCUAUGUCUAUCAACGGUCAACUCACCGCCGCAGUAAAUGCCUCCGGCGACGCCAUCUUUGCUGGUUCACUCUCAUCCUCGCAACUUAGCGCCAACGGAGUAGUUUCUCUCGCAUCAGGACUGAGCCCAUUCCCCGUCAAGAUUCAACCUACCCAAGUGCAGUCUACAUCAACCCUGUCGAAACGAAAUACUGCUAGUCAAAAUGUCAGUGGUGUUGUAACUGGGCUCUUUUACGAGAGUGGCUCGCGUAAUAUUACAAUCCUCGGUGGUCAUUUCACCGCAACUUCUACCAAUGGUACUGACGUUCAUAACCUCGUCUUUAUUGAUGGCGCGAAUGAUAACACUGUCACUGGAAUCGGAUCUCAAAUUGACACAGAUUCUACCUUCCGUGCAUUGGCUAUACAAGACGACAUUUUGUAUGCUGGGGGGUCUGUUACCGGGACUGUUAGUGGAGGAGAAAUCAAUGGGCUUAUCUCAUACAAUCUUAAGACUUCAAGGUUUUCAUCACAAGCACCAGCUCUCGGUGGAUCAUCUGUUGCUGUCAAUGAUAUUGCGGUGAGGACGAAGACUGGUGAUUUGUAUGUUGGUGGAAGUUUCACUCGAGCCGGAUCUUUGGAUUGCCCAGGUGUUUGCCUAUUCACGGCGUCUGCAUCCCAAUGGAAUCGACCAGGAACAAAUCUUGAAGGUACUGUCAACACUAUGCUUUGGGCUAGUGACACCUCUCUUAUUGUAGGCGGAUCAUUGACAGUCAACGGCGCCAAUGUAUCCGUAGCGACUUACGAUACCAAGGCUCAAACAUGGACCACCGCCACUGGUGCAGAAAAUAUCCCAGGAACAGUAACAUCUCUUGUCCCAGCGACUAGUGACAUCUCAGAGUAUUGGGUAGCUGGUACUGCAAAGAAUGGAUCAGCUUUCAUUAUGAAAUAUGAUGGUACUAACUGGCUCUCGGUUGGGGAUGUAUUCGAAAGCGGUUCAGUCAUUCGUGGCCUUCAAAUGAUGCCUCUUUCAUCAAACCAUGACAACUCUGAUCUUAUUCCUUCCAAUCAGGUUUUGAUGCUUACAGGUGCUAUGGUGUUACCCACCUUUGGCAACGUCUCGGCAGUUCUUUUCAAUGGAACCACCUUUCAACCUUUUGCUCUCACAAGCAGCACCUCAAAUACCGGAGGUAGUCUGUCACACAUUUUCUCACAAGAAAAUAACUUCUUCAAAUCAUCAGGCGGUCACCUUGCAGUUGGCUUGGUCGUACUCAUUGCUUUAGCGAUCUCUCUCGCAUUAAUAUUCCUUAUCGUUGUUGCAGGUGUACUUGCAGAACGUAUCAGAAGAAAACGAGAGGGUUAUAUGCCUGCACCAACAAAUAGUUACGACCAAAAUAAUGGAAUGUCAAGAAUUCCUCCACAACAACUAUUCAGUUCACUUGGUCAAGGUCGAACCGCAGCCGAAAAAGCACCCAUGAUUUGAGAUGACAGUAUUACGACGGCGUAAAUGGGAGGGAAGGGGCUUGGUUUAAAGGCGUUCUGGAUAGGCUGAUAUGCCUUUCAUUAUUUUUCUUUCAUUGUUCAUUGUUUCAGCAUACCCAUUUGGAGUUUUACAUAUCAAAGUGAUGCAUUUAUUGCUCCAUGGAGCGAUCCGCUUUGCUUUCUUAAUUUUUCGGCAAUUAUGCAGAUCCAGCGGCGUCACCAGUUUCUUUCUAUUUUCGCAUUACAGCCAGGCUUAAUGUUUUUACACCAAAACUCAUCGGACAUAUUACAACACAACUCGAAAUCUCUUUCUCAUUACUCACACUUUGUACAAAGAUAAAGAAAACAAUACAAUCUGCGGUCACCGACAUAACGGCUGCGAAGGGUGGAAUUAGCGUGGUAGCGUGGAAUGGAUUUUUUUUCUUCAAAGACUAGCUAGCGAGAUUACUGAAGUAGAUCUUGAUACCUUUCUGCGUGAUUACAAGUACCUCAUGUAUGGAUAUUUCAUUUCGCACUUGUAGAGGCGAAAGUGAGAAAAUACAUAGGGCUUGAUAGUAAUGUUUUAAAGUUAUACCUUUUUCUUUUCCUUUUUUUUACUUUGUUUUUUUUUUUUUUUUGUGAGAAGUGGAAGAUGAUUUGGAGGAAUUGAUUUCCCAGGAAAGAGAAUUAGGGAGGGAAGCGAUGAAUUUAAGGAGGGGAGAGUAGAGAGAAGGGAGAAAAGUUUAUGAAGGUGGUGAAGAUAGUGAAGAAAUAAAAAUCA